GCCAAACAAAUAAAGUAGAAACACAAGCAGUUGCUGCAAAAUUUAAACUUUUAAAUUUGAUUUCUCUCCCUAAUCCAAAUUUAUAUCCUCAAUUAUCCAUUAAAAAAAAUGUAAAAAUGAGUGCCGAUUGUAUUUAUAAUAACCUCCGUCAUAAACUAGAUGUCUUAGGCUAUACACAACCCCUUCCCCUAGCCGCUAUAUCACUUGUUGGAGCAAUAUUCGAGGACCUUGUUAAGACCACCGAGAGUUUGCGCGAUUCCAAAUUGAAAAUUAGCAAUUUACUUGAGGAAAAAUCAUGUUGGGAACUUGGUGUUGAACCUUAUAAAUGUGAUAAUUCACGUCUCUUAGCAGAAUGUAAUCAAUUACACUUGGAAUUGAUAAAACAAAAAGAAGAUUAUGAAGAAAAGAAUUGUGAGUUAAUUCAACGAAUUAGAAACCUUGAAUCGGACAAAAACUAUCUCGAUGAACACUGCCAACAUUUGCAAGCUCAAAUUAAAGCCUUUAUUGUUAAAGGUAUCGAUUCGAAUUCAAUGAAAACUAAUAAAAGUGGAGUCAAUAUGAAUAAAAAGCCAUUCGUAAGCACUGUUCGUUCAGGAGAGUUCAUUCCGAAUGCAUUCUGUGAAAAUUCAUCGAUUAAAUGUACGAAAUGUAAUGCAGGUUAUUAUAAACAAUCGUCAGCUGGUUCAGCUGCAAAUGUACCUGCACAAGAAGUUGAAAUGGAAAAGCUGACAAAUAGUAUAAAGGAUCUUACAGAUCAAGUUGCAUUCUACAAGAGAAAAAUUGAAGCUCGUGAUAGAGAAAUCCGUCGUUUGAAUGACCUUCUUACUGGCGGACGUCCACCAGCAGCCUUAGCUAAAGAUUGCUGCUAUAAGGAUAUCGGAACUCUUUCGGAAGAUGUUGAAUUAUUGCAAAGAGAAAAAUCCGAGAGCCUUUUUAAGAUACGGGAGUAUCAAGAUAAAAUGCAUGAAGCCAUGCAAAGGGCCAUGGAUUUGGAAAGUAAAAACAAGAAACUCCAACGAGAGUUAGAUGAGUUGAAAGAAGCUGCUUUGGCCGUUGAAAGUCAAGCUAACGUUGAGAUUGCUGAGCGAGAAAAAGAAAUUGACGACUUGAAAGCUGAUUUGCGAAAGUUGAAAGAGAAAUUCGAGAAUAAAGAAAAUUCUGCUCCAUCAUCGAAAUCAUCGGCAGAAGAAAAGAGAAGGAUCAAUGAGAGAUUGAACGAACUUACUCAGAGAGAGUCAACACUUGCGUGCGAAAAUGAAAAGCUCAUGAAGAAAAACCAUAAGCUAAAGACGAAACUUAAUUCUUGCCAAAAAGAAAAUGUUAACAAAAAUUUCAAAGACGAUCGAUGCAUUGAUGAAGAACGAAUUCGUUUGAAGUCAGAAAGAGAUUUCUUUCAAAAAGAAUAUUUGAGAAUGAUCAACAAAGCAGGAUCAGAAAAGGAAAUUGAAUUUCUUCAAUCUCAAAUAAAAUGCAAAGACGACGAAUUGCGUCUUCUUCGUUCUGAGUUAUGUGUUCGUCAGCAGCAUCCAAGUGCCCGUUCUGAUAAAUCUUCUUCCAACAGUGAAUGUGUUCAGGCUAUAGUUAUACGUGCUGAGCGCGAACGAGAUAUAGUCAAAAUGGAGUUGGAACGAAUGCGCAAUGAACGUGAUACUUUGCGUGAGAAACUACAAAGCUUUACACUCCUUCAAGCUGAUAGUAGUCAGAAAUACCAAGAGAAAAUUAAUGAACUAACAAGUAAAAUAACUGCCUUAGAAUUUGAGAAUCGUGAUUUGAAUUCAGCUCGAGUGCCAUCACAAACGCAGAUAGUUCUUCUGAAGGAAGAAAUCGAUGGGCUAAAGAAGAAACUUUUUGAAUUACAAGAAGAAAAUUGUAAGCUUAAAGCUAGCCAGAGUCAAUUAAAAUUGCUUCAAGAUCAAACCGAACGAGCACUUUCCGAAUAUCAAAAUAAGUUGGCUGCUGCUGAAGCUCAAUUAGAAUCAGCUGAAAGUCAACUAAAUAAUUAUGGUACACAUCGUGAUUCAUCUCGAAAUGAGAUUACAACUUUAAAGAAUGAAAUUGCUGCUCUUAAAUCAACUUAUGUUAAAAUGGAGAGUGAAAAAGAUAAAAUUGUUGCGGAACUGGAUGCAAAAACAGAAAAAGUCUAUCAACUUGAAUUUGAUCUGAAAGCCACAAAAGACAAACGAAAUGACUUAGAGAGACAAGUUAAAGAAUUGGAAAGAAAACUCGAAUUUCUUUCAACCCAAAGCCUGCAGCGAGAUUCGGAACUACAAGAUACUUCAACUGAAAGUAAAUCUUUACGCCAACAAAUUGCCGCAUUAAAGUCAAGUCGUGAACAAGCAAUCGAAGAAAAUGGCCGCCUGUCAAAUGAUUUGGCCGAGAGUCAAGCAGAUAUAGCGACACUCAAGCGCCGCCUUAAAGACUCCGAAAUUGAAAUUGAAAGGCUUAAGCAACAAUUGAAACAGUAUGUUCAGGAAGUUAAAAAGGCCGAAGAUCUCCUAUUACACAAGGAAAAAGAGCGCGAAGAAAUGUUAGAUCAUUACCGUAGCCUAUCGCAUGAUGCUGUACUAUUAGAGGGCAACAAUCAAAGCCUUGAAGUUGAAGCAGCUGAAUGCAAACGACAGCUGUGUGAAGCUGAAGAUGAAAUUGCAACGCUUAAAAAGGAACUUGCCACACGCAAAGAUAUCAUUGAUAGGCUUGAAGCACAGAUUGAUACACUUAAGUCUCAAAAUACAUUUUUGGAGAAUCAAUUAGAAGAAGCUUAUGAUGAACAGAAGCUUCUUAAGGUCGAUUUAGCAGCUCGUAAAGAGUUAUGUGACAAGCUGGAUAAUCAACGAGAUAAACUUAAUGCUGAAGUAUUAGAAUUAAAUAAAAUAAGAAAAAAGCUUGAGCGGGAUAAUGAGAAACUAAGAACUGAAAAUGACAGAACCAUUAACGGUACCAAAGUGACAGCUGACACUUUUGAGGAUCUACUUAGCAAAACCCGGAGAGAACUUGAAGAACAAAUUAAGGUUGACAGUAGACUAAGUCAAGAGCUUAUUCGAAUGAAGGAGAGAAAUGAAGAUUUGUUGCAACAACUAAAAGAAGAACGUGAUAAAAGACGUCAAAAUGAAAAUUUAGCACGUGAAUAUGAUGUUCAAGUUCAAGAAUUGAGACACAAUAUUACUGAUGAAAGAUUCCGACAAGCCAGAAGCAGAGAACAAAGUCCAAAAUUUACAACGAUGUAGAAUUUAUUAUUCCGUCUCAAUUGUUUCAAAGCCAUUUUGUGCAUUCCAUUUUUAUCAUUUUAUUGUAAAAGUUACAAAUAUUUGUGUUUGAAUAUUAUACAUAAGAAUAAAAUUUAA
Episyrphus balteatus (marmalade hoverfly) is the source of this 3341-nucleotide messenger RNA. RefSeq names its product centrosomal protein of 135 kDa (gene Cep135). The transcript is spliced from 17 exons. The record is from RefSeq and is a predicted model, not a curated record. NCBI's taxonomy places the organism in Eukaryota, Metazoa, Arthropoda, Insecta, Diptera, Syrphidae. The coding region runs from base 117 to 3224 and encodes 1035 amino acids.